Messenger RNA from Pelecanus crispus (Dalmatian pelican), 487 nucleotides. The record is from RefSeq and is a predicted model, not a curated record. Lineage: Eukaryota; Metazoa; Chordata; Aves; Pelecaniformes; Pelecanidae.
AUGGAAAAUGAAUUGAAACAUCGAGACUACUUGCCAAAAUCCUGCCAGAAACCUGUGGACAAAUACAUUGAGUAUGAUCCUGUUAUCAUCUUGAUUAAUGCUAUUUUAUGUAAAGCACAAGCAUACAGGCACAUUCUUUUCAAUACAAAGAUAAAUAUUCAUGGGAAGCUCUGCGUAUUUUGUUUGCUCUGUGAAGCUUAUCUCAGGUGGUUGCAACUACAGGAUUCAAGCCAAAAUACAGAUCCUGAUGACUUAAUUAGAUAUGCCAAGGAAUGGGAUUUUUAUAGAAUGUUUGGUAUUGCUUCUUUGGGAAGCUUUCAUAACAGCUGUCAUGAGAGUUGCUUUGACAUCUGCAUUAAUACCAGUGUUAUGCAGGGACGUGGUGUCAAAAAAAGUCUUAAUAGCUCCGUGAUAUUUCACCUUAGUGUGUUCUUUCUCAUGCUGGAUGGAAAGGGUUCACUGCUGGUGACCUUUUCAAAACAGACAA